Corythoichthys intestinalis (scribbled pipefish) is the source of this 4418-nucleotide messenger RNA. RefSeq lists its product as uncharacterized. The transcript has 5 exons. Gene Ontology annotation, molecular function: carbohydrate binding. NCBI's taxonomy places the organism in Eukaryota, Metazoa, Chordata, Actinopteri, Syngnathiformes, Syngnathidae. The record is from RefSeq and is a predicted model, not a curated record. The coding region runs from base 192 to 893 and encodes 233 amino acids.
UUCAGAUACGCUCCGCGUUUAUGACGUCUGAGCGGAGUCCCUCUGUGACGAACGUGCCUACUUAAGGAACUUCCCUCCCUCCAUCCACCGAAUAAGCAAACCAGCGUCCUUGGUGCUUCUCGUCUCGUCCCCAAAUAGUCCACUGGAGGAUCCUCACCCGCGUGAAGCCUUUCUCCGUUCGCGGUGUCGCCAUGUCGCCUCUUGUUCUGAUGGUCGCCACCUUCGCCACCUUUUUGCCGGCGGCAGCGGUGUCGAGUUGCGAGCCUUGCAAAUGUACGGAGUGUCCGAUGUGCCCCACUUGUGCGCCUCCUCUUGGUCCGUGCCCUCCCACCCCUCCUCCAUGCGAGACCAUUCCUCCCACGCGUCCUCCAGCACCUACCUGCCCUGCUGCUCCUCUAUGUGCACUGCCUCCAGCACCAGGUGACGUCGCAGAUUCUACUCUGAUGGACAAAGUUGAAGACAUCACAGACCCGUGCAUGCUAGUUAUCUCCCCUAAUAAGGAAGGAUUCCUAGUUAAGCUUCUCGGCCUUUUCGGUGUGGGCCGCAGCAUCGCCAUAAGAGGAAAUGUCCAACCGGAGGCAGAUAUCGUCACCUUCCAACUGCGCACGGCCAAAGGCACCGCGAUGAACCUGGGCUUUCGUGUCAACGGGCAAGAUACGGCGCGCAACUCCAAACUGGGCGGCUUUUGGGACGUCGAAGAGGAGACAGAGGCAGACCCUCUCCCCAUUGGACGCCACUUUGAGGUGAUCAUAAGGAGCGACGUCGACCGCUUCCGCGUGACCGUCGGCGGUGUCCACCAGGAGGAUUUCGCUUAUCAAGGCUUCCACCCGCGAAACUUCAUGGCGCUGACAAGUCAGCGUGAUGUGUCGCUGAUGGACGUCAAGCUGAUAUGAUGUCUUCGAUAACGGAACGAUCGGAAGCACAACCUCCCGUCUGGGCGUUCGCUUCUUGUCUCGACGUCAAUUUUUUUUUUUUUCAACCCCUAUUGUAAGCACGCAUGGGGAAUAUUUCUCAAGCCUUCAUUUUUUUGAAAUAUCACCUGUGACACAGCACAAAUAAGAGAUUUUGAUUUGUUGAUUUGAAGAUUCCCGACCCCUGACAUAGGGUAAUGUAGCUGUAAUCAGCUACGCAUUUUACAUACAUGUACCGUAGCUGAGAGCCACGACAUUAGCCUGGCUAAUUAAAUAUUUCAAAAACAGUGGGGCAAAUGAGUAUUUAGUCAACCACUAAUUGUGCAAGUUCUCCCACUUGAAAAUAUUAGAGAGGCCUGUAAUUGUCAACAUGGGUAAACCUCAACCAUGAGAGACAGAAUGUGGGAAAAAACAAACAGAAAAUCACAUUGUUUGAUUUUGAGAAUUUAUUUGCAAAUCAUGGUGGAAAAUUAGUAUUUGGUCAAUACCAAGUUAUCUCAAUACCCUAUACGUACCCUUUGUUGGCAAUAACGGAGGCCAAACGUUUUCUGUAACUCUUCACAAGCUUUUCACACACUGUUGCUGGUAUUUUGGCCCAUUCCUCCAUGCAGAUGACCUCCAGAGCAGUGAUGUUUUGGGGAUGUCGUUGGGCAACACGGACUUUCAACUCCCUCCACAGAUUUUCUAUGGGGUUGAGAUCUGGAGACUGGCUAGGCCACUCCAGGACCUUGAAAUGCUUCUUAUGAAGCCACUCAUUUGUUGCUGUUUUACGAAAAAGUCAAAGGUUCGCAGUGAUUCAGCAACAGGCACACUUUCGCGAUAUAGACAAUGUUUAUUGAUUAGAAAUUGCAAAUAAAUGAAGUUUAUUGAUUACAAUUGAUUACAAUCCCACAAAGGCGAGCAAAAAAUAAGCAUGACACAGAAUAACCACAGCGCUAGGUCUAGAUUGUCACUGAUAACGUCUAAAACCCCUAUGAUGCAGUUUAAACACAAGCAUAAGAAACAAUGGCGCUAGAUAUAUGUAGUUGUCAAAGCUAAAAUACCCCCACGCCACAGUAAGCACAACGAGUUCCCUGAUUAUGAAUCAAGCUUCCUACGACCGACCCUGGCGUAGCCCGGAAAAUGUCGGUCUCUUUAUUGGCACAUGUCACGUGGGAACAGAGGUGGCCUGCCCCUGCUCUCAGGAGACGCACUGCCUGCCCAAAAAAGGUAAUCUUAGCAUGUUUUGCUCAACCUCUUAAGGAGAUGAGUCUCGUGUCCAAAUAUGAUUGGUUCACUCGUACUUUUUAGCAGCAGAUGGUUCGCAUCAAAUGUCUUGGUUACCAUAGCAAUGAGCUAAACCGCGCCAAAGUGGCGGGCAUAACCUGAUAAGUUGUAUUAUCAGUCCAAAAGAAUGUGUGCACAUAAAAACAGCAAUACACAGUUACUCUUCUCAAAGGCAGUUAUUGCUAUAAAGGCAGUUAUUGCUAUAUGUGUGUAGUUAUAUAUGUGGAACACAAUUCGGGUCACAAGAAAGGUGUUAGGUCUAAACUUACUUGUAUCUAGCAAAAUAAUAAAGACCUAGAGGAGGACGAAGACAAGGAUCAAAUAGGAGACAGUGAUAAGGCUUUACGCUGGCGGCCGUCAGGAGAAAAGGUUGAUGCAGAGCGAGUAGCUUGCAACAAGCUUAUCUAAACCACCCCCUGAGGAGCGCCAGCCUUUUAUUAAGGAGUUGGAGAGCAUUCAUUGCACAUGCGUAAGUUUUGUUUGAUCAAGAUUGUAUCAUUUACUGAGAACAGAAACCAGAAUGAAACAUUAUGGUGACAUUUACUGAAAACAGAACUUUACGCUUUCCAUUGUGUAAACACUAAAAAGCAUAAGUGAAUAGAGACAACAAUCAUAACACCUAGUUUUAAACACACAUAAUUGCAUUUACUAUUGAAAAUAUUGUGAAUAUUGUUAAUACUGUUAUUGUGAAUAUUGUUAAUACUGUUAGCACAUCUCACAAAAGGUCAUAAAAAGGUUACAGGUGUUUUUACCCAAGAAAGGUCAUAAAAAGGUUACAGGUGUUCCCCAUUCAGUUGCCCUGGCUGUGUGUUUGGGAUCAUUGUCAUGCUGAAAGACCCAGCCACGUCUCCUCUUCAAUGCCCUUGCUGAUGGAAGGAGAUUUUCACUCAAAAUCUCUCGAUACAUGACCCCAUUCAUUCUUUCCUUUACACAGAUCAGUCGUCCUGGUCCCUUUGCAGAAAAACUGCCCCAAAGCAUGAUGUUUCCACCCCCAUGCUUCACAGUGGGUUCUUCGGAUGCAAUUCAGUAUUCUUUAUCCUCCAAACAUGAGAACCUGUUUCUACCAAAAAGUUCUAUUUUGAUUUCAUCUGCCCAUAACACAUUCUCCCAGUCCUCUUCUGGAUCAUCCAAAUGCUCUCUAGCGAACCGCAGACGGUCCCGGACGUGUACUUUCUUCAGCAGGGGGACACGUCUGGCAGUGCAGGAUUUGAGUUCCUGGCGGUGAUAGUAUCCUUUGUUACAGUGGUUCCUAGCUCUCUGUCAUUCACUCGGUCCUCCUGUGUGAUUCUGGGAUUUUUGCUCACCGUUCUUGUUAUCAUUUUGACGCCAGGGGGUAAGAUUUUGCAUGGAGCCCCAGAUCGAGGGAGAUUAUCAGUGGUCUUGCAUGUCUUUCAUUUUCUAAUAAUUGCUCCAACAGUUGAUUUCUUUACACCAAGCGUUUUACCUAUUGCAGAUUCAGUCUUCUCAGCCUGGCACAGAUCUACAAUUUUGUCUCUGGUGUCCUUCGACAGCUCUUUGGUCCCAUAGUGGAGUUUGGAGUGUGACUGACUGAGUUUGUGGACAGGUGUGUUAUAUACCGAUAAUGAGUUAAAACAGGUGCCAUUAACACAGGUAACGAAUGGAGCGUCGUUAGACGUCGUUAGAAGAAGUUAGACCUCUUUGACAGCCAGAAAUCUUGCUUGUUUGAGGGUGACCAAAUACUUAUUUUCCACUAAGGUAACACCAGUUACUUUGCCAAGUAACUAAUUAGUCUUACUAACUCAAUUACUUUUUGGGAGAAGUAAUUUGUAACUAAUUACUAUUUAAAAGUAAGAUUAACAACACUGGUCAUGACGAUGAAAUCUGCAGAAUGAAAAGUGACGAAAGCGGAUAUUUUAUUCUGCCAAUUUGUUGCAGAACACAAUUUGCCCGCAAAUAUUGCUAAUCACUUCUCAGAAUUAGCAAAAGAAAUGUUCCCUGACUCAAAGAUUGCAUCGGUAAGUUCAUUUUAUCAAUUGACCUUUUUAAUUUGAACACACUAGCAAACUACCUUCAAGUCAAACUGGAUUGCGAGCUGAAGUGCAGCCAUCAAAAGACAUGAUAGAAAUUGCCAAAAGUGCUACAUACAAUUACAACAAAAGUCACUGUUAAAUUUUAGUAAUCAUGAUGUAGCUGAAGAUAUUGAUUAUUCUUUGAUUGCACCAGGUUAUAUGUUACAAUAUUACCAAUAAAUUUAUAUGAUUUUAAAAAUUGAGUUUUAUU